CAUAAGUCUAAGCCAUCCCGUGUCUCCAAAUUCACGAAAAUGAUGUUUUGUGCACCACAUCCAGGAAAUAGUUGUAAGAAUUUCAAAGGCUUUGCUCUCCAAGUCCUACAAGGGAGAUGGUUCAUGAUGUUUGCAUCAUUUAUGAUCAUGGCAGUAUCAGGAGCUAGCUACAUGUUCAGCCUCUACUCCAGAGAAAUCAAGUUCUCUCUCGGGUAUGACCAAUCCACUCUCAAUUUGUUAAGCUUCUUCAAGGACGUGGGUGCCUACAUAGGCGUUCUCUCUGGUCUAAUCAAUGAGGUAACGCCUCCUUGGGUUGUGUUAUCAAUGGGUGCUGUUCUAAAUUUUUUUGGGUUUUUCAUGAUUUGGCUUGCGGUGGCAAAAAAAAUAGCAAAUCCCCGCCUGUGGCACUUGUGCUUGUACAUCGUUAUUGGAAGCAAUUCUCAUUGUUUUACCAACACUGCAGUUAUGGUGACCAGCGUAAAGAAUUUCCCGGGCAUCCGCGGCAUUGUAUUAGGCAUUUUGGGUGGGUAUGUAAGUUUGAGUGCAAUAAUCAUCACUCAAUUGUACUAUGCCUUCUUUAUAAAUGACUCCAAAUCUAUGAUUUUGAUCAUGGCAUGUCUACCAACAGCCACUGCUUUGAUUCUCCUACCAGUUAUAAAGAACCACAAGAGUAUUCAACAGAAAAAUGACUCCAAAGUUUUCUAUAGGUUCAUCUACUUGGUACUAGCUCUUGCAGGGUUCCUCAUGAUUAUGAUCAUUUUGCAAAUAUCUUUCAACUUCACCCAGAGUGAGUAUUAUGCCACUACCACUGUGAUGCUUCUCUUACUUACCCUUCCACUUGCUGUUGUUAUUGUGGAAGACUGCAAGAUUUGGAAGAGCAAACAGGAACUUAUCAAUUGUGAAAAUCCUCCGAGACCCGUGGAUACAACAACAAAAUCUAAUGAAUUGAAGUCUGAACAAACUAUCCCUGAAGGACUUUCCUGUUGGCAAAAUAUUUUGAGGCACCCGGAAAGAGGUGAAGAUCAUACAGUACUUCAAGCCAUUUUUAGCCUUGAUAUGGUUAUUCUUUUCUUUGCUACUGUAUGUGGAUUUGGUAGCAACCUGACUGUGUACAAUAACUUGAGUCAGAUUGGGAAGUCCUUAGGAUAUCCUUCAUAUACUAUAACCACAUUUGUCUCCCUUAUGUCCAUUUGGAUUUUUCUCGGUAAAAUUGCACAAGGGGUGCUCUCAGAAUUUAUGAUAACAAAACUGAAACUCCCUAGGCCUCUCAUGUUCACGAUAGUCCAUGUAUUGUCUUGUAUUGGUCACCUUUUAAUUGCUUUCAAUGUUCCAAAUGGUCUAUACGCAGCCUCAAUUUUUAUUGGGUUUUGCUUGGGAGCAAGCUGGCCAAUAAUUAAUUCCCUCAUAUCUGAAUUGUUUGGUCUUAAACAUUACUCAACAUUGUACAAUGUUGGGACAGUAGCAAGUCCAAUUGGGUCAUACUUACUCAAUGUGAAGGUCGCAGGGUAUCUGUAUGACAGGGAAGCUAGAAGGCAAAUGGCAGCAUUGGGGCUACAAAGAAAGCCAGGAGAGGAAUUGAACUGCAAUGGGAGUGACUGCUACAAGUUGGCUUAUAUCAUAAUCACUGCAGUUUGCUUAUUUGGGGCGCUUGUGUCAUUCAUUUUGGUGCUUAGGACCAGACAGUUCUACAAAACUGACAUAUACAAGAAAUUCACAGAAGAACCUAGGACUGCUGAAACUAAAAUGGUUAUCCCUGGAAAAGAUUGAACAACUUACUGCAACUGAAAUGGUUAUCUCUUACACUCACUGCAGAUGUAAGGUUUUAGGGGAAACUGUGUUGUCCUUUACUAGUAUAGUUUACUCGUUAAUGUGUUGCGUAUAAAAAAUGUAUUCAUACCUCUUCUACUGCUACAAUAGUGAGAGAUAACCUCACGACACCAGGCAUCAGAGCUGAUGGUACGACUCUGAUUACGCGUGAAGAUGAGACUUACAUUUAAGGGGAGAUUAUUGAAUCUUCAAGUGUAAUAAAAAAUUAAAAUAAAUAAACAUGUUCAUAUUGGAUGAAAAAGGAAGUGCUCUACAACAUAUAAAUGAUAUAUACGUACCUCCUACUCAAAA
Lotus japonicus is the source of this 2118-nucleotide messenger RNA. RefSeq names its product protein NUCLEAR FUSION DEFECTIVE 4-like. Gene Ontology annotation, cellular component: membrane. NCBI's taxonomy places the organism in Eukaryota, Viridiplantae, Streptophyta, Magnoliopsida, Fabales, Fabaceae. Bases 40 to 1767 code for a protein of 575 amino acids. The record is from RefSeq and is a predicted model, not a curated record. The transcript has a single exon.